AUGGAAAAUGUGUUAUCAUUUAAUAGUUCAUUUAGUUACAACAUUAAUGCGGGCUCGAUAAAGAGUAAAGAGAAGAAAGGUGUUUUGACUGACUAUAACAAUAACGGUAGUAACAUUAAUUAUAAGCAUAAUCACUCUUUAUCUGACUCCGAGAAAUCAAAUAAGCCUCCGCUUCCUCCGCCCGUUUCUCUUGAUUCUGACGACGUCAACAACCUAAACAACAAAAGUCUAGCAGACUUGCGUGGUUCCGUGCUGCUGAAAUUCAAAGAGUUUAUCGAUUAUACGCAAAAUAUCACUCAAAAUCAGAAAUGGAAAACACAAGUGAAUAAAGAUCGCGAGAUAGAAAAAAAGUUAAAUGCGGAAAUUAAAGAAUGCGAGGAAAAAACGCGUGUAUUAGGACAAACAUUAGCAAAAGAAGCCACACAAAUAGAAGAGGCGCAAAAAACCAAUAUUGAUCUUCAGCACCAGGUGCAGACAUUAAUUGACAGGAAAACCAAUUUCCAGAGUCAAGUACAAACACUGGAAAAAGAAUUACAAAAGUUGCAGGCUUUCAAAUCAGCACAAAAACAAGCAAUUCAGAUGCAAUUCUCGAGAAACGAAUCAGAAUUACAAUUGUACAAGGAUACUCUGAAGAUGAAGUUAGUGGGAUUACAAACAGACAAUAUAUUAGUCAGCUUCAAAUGUAUCAGUGACCACGAUUCAGAACGGGAAUAUUCGUUUCUGGUGGAUGUGACUGAGAGUCAGUAUAAAAAUCGAACAGCUGGUCGAAUACCUGAACAAAACACGUCAGUUUUUUUUGUUCCUGAAAAAGAUCCGGAAAGCGUUUCGCGAACAUUACAAAAAUGA
Ambispora gerdemannii is the source of this 846-nucleotide messenger RNA. The record is from the annotation of a GenBank genome assembly. Lineage: Eukaryota; Fungi; Glomeromycota; Glomeromycetes; Archaeosporales; Ambisporaceae.